This is a messenger RNA of Lottia gigantea (owl limpet), 1407 nucleotides long. RefSeq lists its product as hypothetical. The coding region runs from base 1 to 1401 and encodes 466 amino acids. Gene Ontology annotation, molecular function: ATP binding; amino acid binding; aminoacyl-tRNA deacylase activity. The transcript is spliced from 11 exons. Lineage: Eukaryota; Metazoa; Mollusca; Gastropoda; Lottiidae. Gene Ontology annotation, cellular component: mitochondrion. Gene Ontology annotation, biological process: alanyl-tRNA aminoacylation; tRNA modification. The record is from RefSeq and is a predicted model, not a curated record.
AUGGCGUUUGAAAUCUUUGAUGGGCGUUAUGGUGCUAAUAUUCCAAUAGACAUGAUACAGGACAUAGCCCAGAGUAAAAAUAUAACAAUAGAUAUGGAUGGUCUGAACAGUAUACUUGAUAAAGUUAAAGAGAAAUCCAGCCAAUCAGUGGAUCAAAGAAAGCAGAAGCCGUUGCUGUCCAAUGAUGUCAUGGAUAGAUUGAGAGCAGACGCCAUCUCGACAGACGACUCGUAUAAAUACAGCUACAAGAAGGAGAACCUGUCUUUUAAAUAUAGAUAUGGGGUUCAUAAAGAGGCUUAUGUAUAUGAACAGCCUAAUGAUGUGGAGGUAACCGCCAUUGUAUACCAGGACGACCUGACGGAUAGUUUGGCUUCUGGGCAGACGGGCUACAUUAUCCUCGACAAAACUCAUUUCUACAGCGAGGCUGGAGGUCAAAUUGGUGAUAGGGGUCAAAUUUUUACACAGACUGGAAAAGGCGUAGUUUCAGAUGUCCAGAAUUAUCAAAACUAUAUUCUACAUCAGGUCCAGGUCACGGAAGGUCAAAUCAAUGUCAAGGAUGUCUGCAAUUUACUUUUAGAUGAGGAACAUCGACUGGGUUGCAUGCAGAACCAUACAGCUACUCAUCUACUGAAUGCUGCAUUACAGAAGAAUUCACUGAGUUUAGAUGACAUUAAGGCUGUGGAAGAGAUAGUUCAAGGUCAAAUUAAGGUCAAUUGUAAGGUCAGAAGGGAGGAGUUGACCUUAGAAGAAGCAGUAAAAAUACCAGAAGUGGAAGCCUUGACUUCCUUAAAAAAUGAUCUACCAGAAAAGAUUUUUGUAGUUUCUGUGGGGAAAGAUUACAGUCUGUCUGAGCUAUGUUGUGGAACGCACGUUAGAAACACCAGUGAUAUAAAAGACUUCUGUAUUAUCAAAUUAUCAGGCGUUUCCCAAGGAACCAAGGGUAUAACUUGUGUCACAGGUCAACUUGCAGUUCAGGCACGAAAAUCUGGCCAACAAUUGCAAGAAAGUUAUGAAAAAUUAGAAGCACAGGUUGAGACAGGGCAGGACUCUGAAAGCUGGUUAGCAGACAUCAAAGCUAUCAAUAAGCUAUUUAAUACACAUUUGUUGCCUAAAUACAGCCGUGAUUUCUAUCAGAUGAAAACAGAUAAGCUACAAGCCACCAUCAAAACUAAACUGAAUCAAAUGAAAUUUGAAUCUUUGACGAAACAGGACAUGGUUCCGAAGAAUUUCCAGGAACAGUUAUCAGAUUCGGUGCCAGACGAAGAUAUUCAAUGCAAAAGUGUUAAACAUGUCCAAAUGUUUUACUGGACGUUUAAAUCUACCCCGCCCUCAGAGACACUUACUCAGUUUCAAAAUUGUGUGAAUGGUUUAAUUAUGGAAAAUUCUCAAAUAAAGAAUUGAAUUUGA